AUUUAUGUCAGAGCAAGAAAAAAUUAACCUUUAAUAGGAAGUUUAGAAGAAAAUUAGACAAGAAAAGUUUAAAAGAAAAAUCAACUUUCUUUAAUAAGUACUUUGCAACAAUUAAACCAUUAAGGCAGCAGCUGAAUUAAGUAAAAUUAACUUUGCGACAGCAAAAGUAGUUCUCAAAAAAUUUCGUAAAUUUGGGUUCCUAAAAAAUUGUGAUAAAGGUAGCGUCUAAUUAUAUAAUAAGAUCAUGAGAAGUAAAUUGAGUUUCUUAGAUAAAUUGCAUGUCUUAGAUCUGAUAUCAAAUAAAAGAAAAUGUAAAAGCGAGAUGAGGAAUUUAAGAAGCUUUGUGAAAAAAUAAAAUCGAUUCAACCUCAAAACUAAAAAAAAGAAUUAUAAAGUACUAAAGACAUUGGAUCUCAAAUUAAGAAUUUUUAAGAAGAACUUCAUUAUCAAAAAAAGAUAUAAUAUGAAUUAGUGACAUCAGUUCUUCUGGAAUAAAUAAAACUAAUGAAGUCUUAAUAGAGAGUUAAUUGA
This is a messenger RNA of Paramecium sonneborni, 531 nucleotides long. NCBI's taxonomy places the organism in Eukaryota, Ciliophora, Oligohymenophorea, Peniculida, Parameciidae. The record is from the annotation of a GenBank genome assembly.